GCGUAGCUGCCUUCCCACGGGGAGGAGGGAAAAGGGGGAGCCGGAGCCGUGGGGACUACACAUCCCAGAAUACCCUGGGACUCCGCUCCAUAUGGGGGACAUGAUAUCAUGCUGGGGUGGAGAGGGAGGAUGAAUUGGCGGCGGGGAUAAAUUUGAGUUGACGGAAGGAGGCGUUCAGAAAGGAAAGGGAGGAAAGGAAAAGACGACCACAGGUCCCAUAGUGCCUGGGUAAGACUACACUUCCCAUGAUGCCUCGGGAAGGGGCGCGAGGAGGAAAAACUCCAAGUUCCGCGAAGCUCUUGGCGGCGGGCGGCGGAGAUUGGACCGGAAGACGCAUCCUGGGUUUGAGAAGUGGAGAGACUGAUAUUAAACACCGUAACGUCCAACAUGAAACUGUAUUGCCUAUCAGGGCACCCAACCUUACCAUGCAACAUCCUCAAGUUCAAAUCAACCACCAUUAUGCUGGAUUGUGGGCUGGACAUGACUUCUACCCUCAACUUCCUCCCUUUGCCACUUGUCCAAAGUCCCAGGCUGUGUAAUCUUCCUGGCUGGUCCCUGAAGGAUGGAAAUGCUUUCUUAGACAAGGAGUUAAAGGAAUGCUCAGGUCAUGUGUUCGUGGAUUCUGUGCCUGAAUUUUGUUUACCAGAGACCGAGCUAAUAGACCUGUCCACCGUGGAUGUAAUUCUCAUCUCUAACUAUCACUGCAUGAUGGCAUUGCCCUACAUCACCGAGCACACAGGAUUCACAGGCACGGUGUAUGCCACGGAGCCCACUGUCCAGAUUGGCAGGCUUCUCAUGGAAGAGCUGGUGAAUUUCAUUGAAAGAGUGCCAAAGGCUCAGUCUGCCUCCUUGUGGAAGAAUAAGGACAUACAGCGGCUGCUGCCUUCUCCUCUUAAGGAUGCAGUGGAAGUGUCAACCUGGAGAAGAUGCUAUACCAUGCAGGAGGUGAACUCCGCCCUUAGUAAAAUCCAACUGGUGGGAUAUUCUCAGAAAAUUGAGCUUUUUGGUGCGGUCCAGGUGACUCCUCUGAGCUCUGGCUAUGCCCUUGGAAGCUCCAACUGGAUCAUCCAGUCCCAUUAUGAGAAAGUUUCUUACGUCUCUGGAUCUUCCUUGCUUACCACACACCCUCAGCCCAUGGACCAAGCUUCUCUCAAAAACAGCGAUGUUCUCGUUCUGACAGGGCUCACCCAGAUCCCCACCGCAAACCCCGACGGCAUGGUGGGAGAGUUCUGCAGCAACCUGGCUCUGACUGUCCGGAACGGAGGCAACGUGCUGGUCCCCUGCUACCCGUCUGGCGUGAUCUACGACCUCCUGGAGUGCCUGUACCAGUACAUUGACUCGGCCGGCCUCUCCAGCAUCCCCUUCUACUUCAUCUCCCCCGUGGCUAACAGCUCCCUGGAGUUCUCCCAGAUUUUUGCUGAAUGGCUUUGUCACAACAAACAGAGCAAGGUGUAUCUCCCAGAGCCACCUUUUCCUCACGCAGAGCUCAUUCAGACCAACAAGCUGAAGCACUACCCCAGCAUCCACGGAGACUUCAGCAACGACUUCCGGCAGCCGUGCGUGGUGUUCACCGGGCACCCUUCGCUCCGGUUUGGGGAUGUGGUCCACUUCAUGGAGCUCUGGGGAAAAUCGAGUCUCAACACUGUCAUAUUUACAGAACCUGACUUCUCCUACCUGGAAGCACUGGCUCCCUACCAGCCCUUGGCCAUGAAGUGCAUAUACUGCCCCAUCGACACGCGCCUCAACUUCAUCCAGGUGUCCAAGCUGCUGAAAGAAGUGCAGCCCCUGCACGUGGUCUGUCCCGAGCAGUACACGCAGCCGCCCCCGGCCCAGUCGCACAGGAUGGACCUCAUGAUUGACUGCCAGCCGCCGCCCAUGUCCUACCGACGGGCCGAGGUCCUGGCCCUGCCCUUCAAGCGUCGGUACGAGAAGAUCGAGAUCAUGCCCGAGCUUGCAGACUCCCUGGUGCCCAUGGAGAUCAAGCCCGGCAUCUCCUUGGCAACCGUCUCAGCUGUGCUGCACACGAAAGACAACAAGCACGUGCUGCAGCCCCCUCCCAGGCCGGCGCAGCCCACCAGCGGGAAGAAGAGGAAGCGCGUGAGUGACGACGUGCCGGACUGCAAAGUGCUGAAGCCUCUGCUGAGCGGCUCCAUCCCCGUGGAGCAGUUUGUGCAGACCCUGGAGAAGCAUGGCUUCAGUGAUGUCAAGGUGGAAGACACGGCCAAGGGCCAUAUUGUCCUGCUGCAGGAAGCGGAAACACUCAUCCAGAUCGAAGAAGAUUCAACUCACAUCAUCUGUGACAGUGACGAGAUGCUGAGGGUACGACUGCGGGACCUCGUCCUUAAAUUCUUACAGAAGUUCUGAGGAUGUCUCAAAAAGACAAAACAAAACAAAAAACUGUGACAGGCAUGAUGGCGCACGCCUGUAAUCUCAGCACUCAGGA
Messenger RNA from Chinchilla lanigera (long-tailed chinchilla), 2443 nucleotides. RefSeq names its product integrator complex subunit 9 (gene Ints9). Gene Ontology annotation, cellular component: integrator complex. Gene Ontology annotation, biological process: snRNA processing. The record is from RefSeq and is a predicted model, not a curated record. The transcript is spliced from 17 exons. The coding region runs from base 388 to 2364 and encodes 658 amino acids. Lineage: Eukaryota; Metazoa; Chordata; Mammalia; Rodentia; Chinchillidae.